CCCGGCAAGGAAUUCGCGAGCUGCGGCUGCAGGGAGCGCGGCCGGGCUAUCACAGGGCUGUCCUGGAGGCCGCGCGGUGCUUAGGAGGCUGCGAUGUGAGACCCACAGGGGAAGAUGCUAGCCUGAGCCCCGGGGUCCAGCCAUGGAAUUCCUGACAACGCCCCAGUCCCCUUCAGGGCCUCCAGCCAUGGACUUGGAGGAACCCAGGGACAUUCUUGUGCCCUCCGAGGACCUCACCCCUGACAGCCCGUGGCACCCGGUGCCGGGAGGCCCCAGCAGCCUGAGUCAGAUGGAACUUGAUGGGUCUAGUAUUCAGGACCUGGUGCAACAGUUUGAAGCUCUGCCAGGCGAUCUGAUGGGCCUGUCCCCAGACAGAGCCCCCUGUCCCCUACACAUUGCCACCGGCCACGGCCUGGCCCCCCCAGACAUCGCCGACGCCCAUGGGCUCUUGUCUGCUGAGGUCGGCCGGGAUGACCUACUGAGCCUUUUGCACUGUGAGGAAUGCCCACCUUCCCAGCCUGGUCCCAAGGGACCUCCAGAGCCUGCCCCUCGCCUGUUGCAGCCCCCUGAGGACCCAGAUGGGGAUCUCAGCGCCUCAGAAUGGGCGGAGGGAGCCUCCGCCGAGCGGGGGGACGGUGGUAGCUCAAGCAGCUCCCCGGAGCCCUGGCUGGAGACGGUGCCUCUGGUUGCACCUGAAGAGCCCUCUGCCGCCGCCGGUGCCCAGAGCCCCAAGACCCUGGCUUCAUACCCUGCCCUCCAGGAGGUCCCUGGUCCCUGUGACCAUGAAGACCUCCUAGACGGUGUCAUAUUUGGGGCCAAGUACUUGGGCUCCACCCAGCUGCUGUCCGAGCGCAACCCGCCGCCCAGCGCGCGCAUGGCCCAGGCCCGGGAGGCGAUGGACCGCGUCAAGGCCCCAGACGGGGAGACCCAGCCCAUGACGGACGUGGACCUCUUCGUCUCCACCAAGAGGAUCAAGGUGUUGACCGCCGACUCCCAGGAGGCCAUGAUGGACCACGCCUUGCACACCAUCUCCUACAUCGCCGACAUCGGCCGCGUGCUGGUGCUCAUGGCGCGGCGGCGGCUGGCCCAGAGGCCGGGACCCCAGGACGGUGGCCGCCGCCUCUACAAGAUGCUCUGCCACGUGUUCCACUCGGAGGAUGCCCAGCUCAUCGCCCAGGCCAUCGGCCAGGCCUUCGCCGCGGCCUACAGCCAGUUCCUGCGGGACAGCGGCAUCGACCCCAGCCGGGUGGGCGCCUGCCCCGGCCCGGGGGCCACGGGCUCCGGCCACCUGCACAACGGGGACCUCGACCACUUCUGCAACAGCGACAACUGCAGGGAGGUGCGCAUCGAGAAGCGCCGGGGGGAGGGCCUGGGCGUGGCCCUGGUGGAGUCGGGCUGGGGGUCUCUGCUGCCCACGGCUGUCAUCGCCAACCUGCUGCACGGGGGCCCCGCCGAGCGCUCGGGGGCCCUCAGCAUCGGGGACCGCAUCACCGCCAUCGAUGGGACCAGCCUGGUGGGGCUGCCCCUGGCCGCCUGCCAGGCCGCCGUCCGCGAGGCGAAGUUGCAGACGUCGGUGACACUCAGCAUCGUCCACUGCCCGCCCGUCACCACCGCCAUCGUCCGUCGGCCCCACGCCCGCGAGCAGCUGGGCUUCUGCGUGGAGGACGGCAUCAUCUGCAGCCUCCUCCGCGGCGGCAUCGCCGAGCGCGGGGGCGUCCGCGUGGGACACCGCAUCAUCGAGAUCAACGGGCAGAGCGUGGUGGCCACGCCGCACGCGCGCAUCGUGGAGCUGCUGGCCGAGGCCUACGGCGAGGUCCACAUCAAGACCAUGCCGGCCGCCACCUACCGCCUGCUCACGGGCCAGGAGCAGCCCGUGUACCUGUGACUGCCCCGCCCCACGCCACCGCUGUGCCUUCGCCUGAGUCCGUCCUCGGCCCACCUUGGCCACCCGGACC
Molecule: messenger RNA, 1955 nt
Organism: Propithecus coquereli (Coquerel's sifaka)
Lineage: Eukaryota; Metazoa; Chordata; Mammalia; Primates; Indriidae
Gene: APBA3
Product: amyloid beta (A4) precursor protein-binding, family A, member 3
Exons: 11
Coding region: 143-1885 (580 amino acids)
Biological process (GO): chemical synaptic transmission
Cellular component (GO): dendritic spine; cytoplasm; plasma membrane
Molecular function (GO): amyloid-beta binding; protein binding
Source: RefSeq, a predicted model, not a curated record